UCUGACAAUCACCGGAGCUGUUACAUCAGAAAAUGAAUAUGCUUUUUUUUGUGUUCACUUUAAUCAUUUCUAAAAUGACUGAUAAUUAUGCUUAUUGUAAAGUAAUUCCAGCUGCUAGAAGACUACGGGUAAUAAUUGUCUGAAGAGCUUCUAAAUGGACUGGAUGUUUCCUGCCGCAAUGACCACUUAGCAUCAAGUAGCAUCGACUGAUUUCCAAAGUGGAAUGUCUGUUGGCAACCACUGGGAUGAAUUUAUAAACUGUUGCCUGGUUUCAAAAAAAUCGAUUCAGCCAUGGAGAAAUGGCUCCACUGACAUCUCUCUGGUUUUGACCUAAACUGCUCCUUCUUGGACCAUGAUGGACAUGCUGUUGCAGCCAAGGAAAUGCCAGAAUGUAAGGACUGCUCUUUCAGGUCAUGCUUGUAUGAUUUUUUCCUGAGCUUAACUGGAUAACAGCACAAUUUAAAAGAAUGUUAUUAUAAAUUUAGCCCUAUAUUGUUUUUUGGCAACCUAAGUGUUGUGAUUUACUGCAUUUUUUUGCAGAUCAAACUCAACACAGCAACUUAGAAAAAAAAUCAGAAGAAGAGGAAGUUUGGAUUCUCAUUUCCUGUGAGAGCACGGAUUAUAAAUGCCAAUAAAGAAGUUAACUGACGAGGGUGAUCCUAACAAAUUGCUCACAUUUUAAGAGUACUUAAUGGGGCAUGCUCAUACUGUUGAUUAAAACAAAAAGGACAUGAACUGGAGCCAACAGAUGCAUCACUCUUACACUGUGGGAACAUGCUGAUGCUUCAUUUUACAGACCAUUAGGUUAAUUACUCAAUAUACUUUUAUUGCGAAUGCAUGGAGACCUUGGAGCAGCAGUCAAACACCAGCGGCCAUGGCCAAAUGAACAGAGAGGAGGAGGCUUUGAUUAAGACCAUAGUGCCUAUCCUGGACGGGUUGAUUUUGGUUACAGGCCUGGUUGGCCAAACCCUGGUCAUCACCAUUCUUACCGGCAGGAGGAGGAAAGAAAGUCAACCUCCGCACGGUACAGACACCCUGCUGUUGGCCCUAAGUGCUGCUGACCUGUUGCUGCUGCUCUGUCUGCCCUUCCACACCUCUGCAAUCACUCUGGGCUUCUGGCCUUUCGGCAGCUUACUGUGCAAGGCCAUCAGCUUUCUGGGCGUGGCCUGCUCUGCUGCUUCUGUCUUUACGUUGGCAGCUUUGGCAGUGACACGUUACCUCACAGUGGUUCACCCCACCUGGGCAUACCGAUCGAGAAUGCAUCGACGUAUAAAGCUGACGGUUGCUCUGCUCUGGGUCCCUGCCUCGGCCUUGGCUGCACCGCAGUUUGCUUUCCGCACAGUUACGGCGUCCAGCUCUGUGUACUGCUUUGCCUUUCUGUCAGACUUCAGCCAGCUGGUGUACAGCAUUGCCCUCUUCUUGUGUGGCUUCGCCCUCCCACUGGGCAUCAUCGUAUUGAUGUACUCCAAGAUCUACUGUUUUCUACGACAUGCACGGCUGCUGGGUAACGCUCCUCAACUGGAGCGCUACCAGAGCCAGGUCACUCACACUUCAGCUCUCCUGGUCCUGGUCUUCACGCUGCUCUGGCUUCCCUCCUAUGCUCUAAUGUUUUCAUUCAUCGGUGGAACGAUAACAGGCUCAACUGGAUACAAUACCAUCGCCAUCCUGGCCAGACUGCUGGCAUCCUCAGUAGCAGUGGUGAACCCUGUGCUGUAUGGGUUUAUGUCUCAGAAGUUUAGACGAGACUUACUAGAGCUGGGGAGAGAGCGCUGGGCACUGUGCAAAAGCUGUCUGGUUGGAUGCCCUCAUGUGAUAAACAGAGACACGGUGCAGCCCUUUGAGCUGGACACAACCACAGAAGGAGGACAAAACUGACUCUGUAUCCAAAAAAAAGGAAACAUCACUACCUCAUAUUCAUUUAAUACAGGUAAUAUGUAUUUAAGAAUUAAAAUAUUGAUUAUAAUAUUUAAUCUUAUCUGUUUAUAAUAUAAUGUACUUUCCAUGUACAGAAAGUAUGCAAGAAUAAAGUGAUACUCUCAGUGUUGUUCAGGGACAUGUAUUGCUAUUGUUGUGAUUUAAAUCUGGUUAAACUCUUCAUAUGAGCAAUGGCAACUUCAUUUUGUUGGUUUAAAUAUAAAAAAAAGCUUGAAUCUAUACAAUGGGAGAUUACAUUUUGAUUGUAAUUCAAGUUGAUACUUGGUUAUAAGGUAUUUUUGAAAACUAUUUCCUUGAUGGAUUACACUAAUUCAACCUGAGCUGCAUUAAUUCCUCUUUGCAUAAACAAAUUCUGUACCUGGAUGAAAAACAAGCCUUUAUUUUCUAACCUUUUUUCAAAGAGUGCUUUCAAUUCAACAUCAA
Messenger RNA from Labrus bergylta (ballan wrasse), 2358 nucleotides. RefSeq names its product galanin receptor type 1-like. NCBI's taxonomy places the organism in Eukaryota, Metazoa, Chordata, Actinopteri, Labriformes, Labridae. Gene Ontology annotation, biological process: immune response; G protein-coupled receptor signaling pathway; neutrophil chemotaxis. The record is from RefSeq and is a predicted model, not a curated record. Gene Ontology annotation, molecular function: C-C chemokine receptor activity; C-C chemokine binding. Gene Ontology annotation, cellular component: external side of plasma membrane; membrane.